AUGGCUAUAUGGCCGGUAUAUAAUUGGCAACUAUCUGACGAGAAGGCUUUAAAAAAGGAGAAGGGUUUGUUUUUCUUAAAAAUAAAUAAUAUUAAUAUUUUAUAUUUAAUUUUUCCUGAAAAUAUAUCCAAGUUGGAUUAUUAUAAUAAGCUUGAAUCACUAAGAAGACAAGAGAAACCUUAUGUUAGUGGAGGUGACUUUAAUGCAAAAUCCAAAAUUGUCACUGCUAAAAGCCUUAAAGUGAUCUCGAGCAAAAUUAUACACGCGCUGGCCGACGACGAGGGUCUGAACGACGACGCAGUGGAAAAUUACAUACUGGGGGCUACAUAUGAGGUUGUUCAAGACUUAUUAAAACAUAUUUUGAAUUCCAUUCAUCUUGAUGCUUCGACGAGAUUCAGUUGCUUGCAAGUUUUGCUUAGGGAAGAUGUUAAAAAGUUAGAUACCGGCAUAUUUCCGAACUCUUAUUAUGAUAAAAUAUUGCAAACUAUUUGCGCGAAGGGCAAGAGGCUGCAGCAUCUUAAUUUAAGGGAGUUUGGGACAGGCCAUAUUGAUUCUGCAAAUAAAGAGCGCACAAUUAAAACAAAGCUAACGUAUUUGCACGACACAGGCACGAAUUUGGAUGUAAUAGGGGCAAUAUUAAAUUUAUGUCCAAAUUUGGAGAGCAUUCACGUCGCCAACCCUGAACCGGGAGUAAUCGAGAAACUCGUUUGCAUUAAGAAGCUGAACUGUUUAAAAUUAACGAGACCCAUUGCAGCCGAGUUGAUGUAUUUGCUACGAAUGUCGGGCCCGCAACUGCAGGUGCUUAAAUUAAACCACAACAAAAACUGUUCCCUUGACCUUUCCGAGAUUUGUGUGAACGCUCCUAACCUACAGACGCUGGAAUGCUUCCAAAUAAAACUGACUUUCUCGCAGCUGGACACGUUCUUUAUGUGCCUGUCCAAUGUAGAAAUUCUCUACUGCGAAGUGUCCGAUUUCGUGAUCAAACUUUUCCUAUCGAACAGCCCCUUCUUGAAACGGAUCGUGGUCGGGUGCGUAAUCAACAUGACGGACGGCGAUUUGUUUAGACUUUGCGCGGGAAUGCGAUUUUAUUAA
Molecule: messenger RNA, 1092 nt
Organism: Brassicogethes aeneus
Lineage: Eukaryota; Metazoa; Arthropoda; Insecta; Coleoptera; Nitidulidae
Source: the annotation of a GenBank genome assembly